Molecule: messenger RNA, 4243 nt
Organism: Artibeus jamaicensis (Jamaican fruit-eating bat)
Lineage: Eukaryota; Metazoa; Chordata; Mammalia; Chiroptera; Phyllostomidae
Gene: USP8
Product: ubiquitin specific peptidase 8
Exons: 20
Coding region: 195-3506 (1103 amino acids)
Biological process (GO): protein K63-linked deubiquitination; endosome organization; Ras protein signal transduction
Cellular component (GO): cytosol; postsynaptic density; midbody
Molecular function (GO): cysteine-type deubiquitinase activity
Source: RefSeq, a predicted model, not a curated record
CAAAUUGGGAAAGGGGGAUGGACUGGGCUGGCUUCCGUCGGGAGAGCAAAGGCUGUUUCUUCCCGAGGUUGGUUGGAGAUGGGCCUUUGGCGGGGAAGCAGGCAUUAGUGAAGCCCACCGGGGGCCAAGAAAAGAAGUACUUCUAAUGAAGUACACCAUCCAUUGUGAAAGUGGAAGAGUAGAGGUUAUUCAUCAUGCCUGCCGUGGCUUCGGUUCCUAAAGAACUCUACCUCAGUACUUCACUAAAAGACCUCAAUAAGAAGACAGAAGUUAAACCAGAAAAAAUAAGCACUAAGAAUUAUGUACAGAGUGCCGUGAGGAUCUUUAAGACAGCAGAAGAGAGCAGAACAGAUCGUGAUGAGGAAAGGGCCUAUGUACUAUAUAUGAAAUACGUGACUGUUUAUAAUCUUAUCAAGAAAAGGCCUGAUUUCAAGGAACAGCAGGACUACAUUCAUUCAAUGCUUGGACCUGCAAACAUCAAGAAAGCUAUUGAAGAAGCUGAAAGACUUUCUGAAAGCCUUAAACUCAGAUAUGAAGAAGCCAAAAUUCGGAAAAAACUUGAAGAAAAGGACAGGCAGAAGGAAGAGCAACUGCAGAGACAGCACAGACAGGAAGCAGGACGAGAGGACAGCGACACGUCGGCCGAGAGCUCUUUGGAGAAUGUGUUGGACUCCAGAGACAAAACCCAGAAGGUAAAUGGUGAAAAGAAUGGAAAAAAUGAGACCACAGAAAAAGAGAAAGACGAAGGGAGAGAGAGAAGAACACCCAUACUAUGCCCCAACUGGGGUCAAAUCUACAACUUGGGAUCAAUCACAGCAAAGGAACUAUACACAAUGAUGAUGGAUGAAAAUAUCAGCUUGAUUAUAAUGGAUGCUCGAAGGAUGCAGGAUUACCAGGAUUCCCAUAUUUCAAAUUCUCACAGUGUUCCUGAAGAAGCCAUCAGUCCAGGAGUCACUGCUAGUCGGAUUGAAGAACACCUCCCAGAUGACUCUAAAGACAUAUGGAAGAAGAGAGGGAAUGUGCAUUAUGUGGUACUUCUUGACUGGUUUAGUUCUACAAAAGAUUUACAAAUUGGAACAACUCUACGGAGUCUGAAAGAUGCACUUUUCAAGUGGGAAAGUAAAACCGUCCUGCGCAACGAGCCUUUGGUUUUGGAAGGAGGCUAUGAAAACUGGCUCCUUUGUUACCCCCAGUACACAACGAAUGCUAAAGUCACUCCGCCCUCACGAGGCAGGACUGAAGAGGUGUCUGUCUCAUUGAAUUUUACUUAUCCCUCACUGGAAGAAUCAGUUCCUUCUAAACCUACUGCACAAAUGCCACCUCCUCCUAUAACAUUGGAUGAAAAUAUAGAAUUGAUAAACGAUCAAGAUGAGAGACCGAGACCAUUGACCCUGUCAGCUCCGUUGGAAGCAAUUGCUACUUCUAAGUCUGAUGUUUCACCCAUAAGUCAGCCAGUGCCUAUUGUAAAGAAUUUUCCACAGAUUGAUCGUACUAAAAAACCGGCAGUCAAAUUGCCUGAAGAUCAUAGAAUAAAAUCUGAAAGCACAGAUCAUGAGCAACAGUCUCCUCAGAAUGGAAAAAUUCCUGAUCGUUCCACAAAGCCAGUACUUCCCCCUCCAACUGCCAUGUUAACAGAUGAAGAAAAAGCUCGUAUUCAUGCAGAAACUGCUCUUUUAUUGGAGAAAAACAAACAAGAAAAAGAACUUCGAGAAAAACAACAAGAGGAACAGAAAGAGAAACUGAGGAGAGAAAAACAGGAACAAAAAGCCAGAAAGAAACAGGAAGCUGAAGAAAAUGAAAUCACGGAGAGGGAACAAAAGGCAAAAGAAGAAAUGGAAAAGAAAGACAGUGAACAGGCCAAUAAAGAAGAUAAAGAAACCUCGGCAAAGAGGGGCAGAGAAAUAACAGGAGUGAAAAGACAAUGUAAAAGUGAACAUGAAACUACUGAUGCCAAGAAAGCUGUGGAUGAGAAGGGGAAAAGGUGUCUAACCCCUGAAGUGCAAAAAAAGUCAAUGAGCGAUGUGCCCCCUGCCUCCGUGGCAGGAGAUUCAAGUUUAGGCAAGGCUCGAGAACCUUUGACGAGAGCACGAAGUGAAGAAAUGGGGAGGAUCGUACCAGGACUGCCUUUAGGCUGGGUCAAGUUUCUUGAUCCGAUCACUGGAACUUUUCGUUAUUAUCAUUCACCCUCCAACACUGUUCACAUGUAUCCACCGGAAAUGGCUCCGUCGCCUGCACCUCCGUCCACCCCUCCAACUCACAAAGCCAAGCCACAGGUUCCAGCUGAGCGGGACAGGGAGCCGUCCAAACUGAAGCGCUCCUACUCCUCCCCAGAUAUAACCCAGGCCAUACAGGAGGAGGAGAAGAGGAAGCCAACACCUACUCCACCAGUUAACCGGGAAAACAAGCCCACAUGCUACCCUAAAGCUGAGAUCACAAGGCUUUCUGCUUCUCAGAUUCGAAACCUCAAUCCUGUGUUUGGAGGAUCUGGACCAGCUCUCACUGGACUUCGUAAUUUAGGAAAUACUUGUUACAUGAACUCAAUACUGCAGUGCCUAUGUAAUGCUCCACAUUUGGCUGAUUACUUCAACCGAAACUGUUACCAGGAUGAUAUUAACAGGUCAAAUCUGUUGGGGCAUAAAGGCGAAGUGGCAGAAGAAUUUGGCAUAAUCAUGAAAGCACUGUGGACAGGACAGUACAGGUAUAUCAGUCCGAAAGACUUUAAAAUCACCAUUGGGAAGAUCAAUGACCAGUUUGCAGGGUACAGCCAGCAAGAUUCACAAGAGCUGCUUCUAUUCCUAAUGGAUGGUCUGCACGAAGAUCUAAAUAAAGCCGAUAAUCGGAAGAGGCAUAAAGAAGAAAAUAAUGAUCAUCUUGAUGACUUUAAAGCAGCAGAAUAUGCUUGGCAGAAACACAGGCAGCUCAAUGAAUCUAUUAUUGUUGCACUUUUUCAGGGUCAAUUCAAAUCCACAGUACAGUGCCUCACCUGUCACAGAAAGUCUAGGACAUUUGAGGCCUUCAUGUACUUGUCUCUACCACUAGCAUCCACAAGUAAAUGUACAUUACAGGAUUGCCUUAGGUUAUUUUCCAAAGAAGAAAAACUCACAGAUAAUAACAGAUUUUACUGCAGUCAUUGCAGAGCCCGAAGGGAUUCUCUGAAAAAGAUAGAAAUCUGGAAGUUGCCGCCUGUGCUUUUGGUGCAUCUGAAACGCUUUUCCUACGACGGAAGGUGGAAACAGAAGCUGCAGACAUCUGUGGACUUCCCGUUAGAAAAUCUUGAUUUGUCCCAGUACGUUAUUGGUCCAAAGAAUAAUGUGAAGAAAUACAACUUGUUUUCUGUUUCAAACCACUACGGUGGUCUGGACGGAGGCCACUACACUGCGUAUUGUAAAAAUGCAGCAAGACAGCGGUGGUUUAAAUUUGACGACCACGAAGUUUCUGAUAUCUCCGUUUCUUCUGUGAAAUCUUCAGCAGCUUACAUCCUCUUUUAUACUUCUUUGGGACCAUGAGCAACUGAAGUAGCCACGUAAGAAGAAGUAGAUUAUGAGCUAGUUAUCUUUUAAAAGGCUGAGCUAUACAACUCUGAAAAUGCUUGUAAAGAUACCGGGUAGCUAUAGCUGGCCAUUUAGAGGAAUUCUAAGACCGUGAGAGCUAUGUUACUGUUACCAUAUAUUCCAGGUCAGUGCUAUUAUCAAAACACUGACUAGUAACAUUUAACAAGUAUUGCAGUAAACACUUCUUAGAGGUACCACUUAUUUCAAAACGUUUUGAGUUUGCUCCAAAAUUGAAAUAAUUAACUAGCUAAGCAUUAUUAUUCUGUUCAUCUAAAAAUCACAUAUCCUUUCCUUUCAUUCUCACUGUUACGGCCUUUCACCUCUCUGAUUCUCAGCUUGAUCUGUGAAUACCCUAGAAUGACGUAAAGCAGAUAGGAAUGUACGUGUAUAUAUUUAUUGCACACUUGCACAUCAGAUCGAUGCACACAUAGCAUAAUAUGUGGUCCUUUUGUGAAACCUAGAACUCAAAGGAUUCCUCUUAUUUUUUUCUUUAGGCCUAUUCUGAGUAACUGCAGUGCUUUCUUAGGGAAAUGACAGGGCAAAGCUAUUUUUCUUUCGGCUUUGGGCUGUAUUUGUGCACUGAAUCUUUAUUCUAAAAAAAAUAAAUGGAAACUUUUCUUUAAUUUUUUAAAAUGAGAAUUUUCAUUUACACUUAACAUUAAAAUCCUAAUGAGAAAAAUAAUUUAAAAUAC